CCUCGAGCAGCCCGUCGCAUCCUUUCCGAGUUUUUGGAUUCCCCUCCGCUGAACUCGGUCGACAGAAUUCUGGCCGAAAUCAACAAAAAUUGAGCAAGAAAGGAGCCGUCUUGCGGCGAUCGCGGAAAUUCCAGUCGUCUCUUUCUGCUCGUGCUGGAGCCACGGUAGGGUACCAGGAGAGAAGUCUGAGCCUCUUCUUCUCUCGCCUUUAGCUUCUGGAUUCGAGACGCUCCCUGAAAGAUUCUCUCUUUGAUGUUUUGGAGGUCCAGGCGAUGGAAACAUCCCGCCUUGGCGCCUACCCAAGGCCCAAUUCAAGUGAGAUCUAGUCUCGCUUGGACUUUUUCGCUUUGACUACUUCUGGGGUUAGCCGUCUGCGACCGAUAAGGAAGACGCGGCGUUGUUGCCGUGGAGGCCAGUUGAUGCCGCUGUCACAUUUUGUAGAUCCGCGGUGAGUUGGGUUCGCUUGGAUUUGGGGCGGCUAUGUUUGGGUCGAGGAGGGUAGACGACGAGACGGAGAUUAAGGAGAGAACCGUAAGGUUUUAUCCCGAUGGGAAGCAAAACCCAGCAAAAACUACAAACCAGGGAAUGAGGGCUGGUGGAAACUUAUCCAGUAAAGGCAGUAGCUCCAACUCUUGGAAGUCCAUAGUUUUUGCUGAAGAUCAUGAGCCUUGGAGCAAGCGCAUAUUUGACCCAGGGAGUACCAUUGUGUUGAAAUGGAAUCGAAUCUUCCUUAUCUCAUGCUUGCUUGCUCUGUUUAUAGAUCCCUUGUACUUCUAUUUGCCCAAAGUGGAGACAGAUAGCAACACUAGUUGUGUUAAGAUGGAUGACAACUUAAGUGUAUCUGUAACCCUGUUGCGGUCACUAGCUGAUCUAUUUUACAUACUUCACAUAGUGAUAAAAUUUCGGACUGCAUAUGUGGCUCCAAGCUCAAGAGUCUUCGGAAGGGGGGAGCUUGUGAUGGACCCUAAAAAGAUUGCUAGGAGAUAUUUGAGAUCUGAUUUUAUUAUAGACCUAGCUGCUGCACUUCCCUUACCACAGAUUCUUGUCUGGUCAGCUGUCAAAAAUUCAAGGGCUGACCAUAACAACACUACCCUUGCUCUGAUUGUUCUUGUACAAUAUAUACCAAGGCUGUAUCUCAUAUUUCCAUUAAGUUAUCAAAUUGUUAAAGCUGAUGGCGUUGUAACAAAGACUGCUUGGGCUGGUGCUGCAUACAAUCUACUACUCUACAUGAUUGCUAGUCAUGUUAUUGGAGCUUCAUGGUAUUUACUGUCAGCAGAACGGCAGAUGACAUGCUGGAAAUCAGAAUGCAGGAAAGAAAAUAAUGUGACAUCUUGUAACACUAGAUUUUUAGAUUGCAGUUCUAUAGAUGAAUCAGCGCGUCAGAAUUGGGCUAUUACUACUCAAGUGUUCAACAGCUGUGAUCCUAAUAACAACACUCCCAGUUUCCAGUAUGGUAUUUUCAAGAAUGCAUUAACCAAUGGAGCUCUCUCUACUGAAUUCAUCAAAAAAUACUUUUAUUGUCUUUGGUGGGGUCUGCAAAACCUGAGUUCCUAUGGCCAGACUUUGACGACAAGCACUUUCGUUGGGGAGACAUUAUUUGCUAUUCUGAUUGCAAUUCUCGGACUAGUUUUGUUUGCGCACUUGAUUGGAAAUAUGCAGACGUAUCUACAAUCCAUAACUGUAAGACUUGAAGAGUGGAGAUUGAAGCGGAGAGAUACAGAAGAGUGGAUGAGACAUCGCCAACUUCCACAUUAUCUACGGGAAAGGGUUAGGCGGUUUGUUCAGUACAAGUGGCUUGCUACACGUGGAGUGGAUGAAGAAUCUAUAUUGCAGGCUUUACCUGCAGACCUUCGGCGAGAUAUUCAGCGUCACCUAUGUUUGGACCUAGUCCGACGGGUGCCUUUUUUCUCUAAGAUGGACGAUCAACUUCUAGAUGCCAUAUGUGAGCGUCUCGUGUCAUCUUUAAGCACAGAAGGGACCUACAUUGUACGAGAGGGUGACCCUGUCACUGAAAUGCUUUUCAUUAUCCGUGGAAGAUUGGAGAGCUCUACUACUAAUGGAGGCAGAACUGGUUUCUUCAAUUCCAUAACACUAAGACCUGGUGAUUUCUGCGGUGAGGAACUGCUAGCUUGGGCUCUUCUUCCAAAAGCUGCGGCCAACUUGCCUUCUUCCACGAGAACUGUGAGAGCCCUCAUUGAGGUUGAGGCCUUUGCUUUGCGAGCUGAGGAUCUCAAGUUCGUCGCCAGUCAAUUCCGGCGUCUCCACAGCAGAAAGCUACAGCACACCUUCAGGUACUACUCCCAUCACUGGAGAACAUGGGGUGCUUGCUUCAUUCAGGCAUAUUGGCGAAGGUACAGGCGGCGGAAGAUGGCACAUGAUUUGAGCUUGAGGGAGUCAUUCAACUCCCGAACAGAUGAGCAAAUUGCCGAUGAGACCGUUCAAGAAGAACUCCAUGGGUAUUCUGCGAGUUCACAACCAACUCAAAAUCUUGGGGUUCCACGGAUUGCUACAACCGCUAGAAAGGGCGUUCACAAGAGCAAAGUCACAAGCAUGCCCAAGUUACAGAAGCCAGAUGAGCCUGACUUCUCUGCAGACCCUUCUUUUUAGUUAACAUUCACAAAGCUACAUAGCAGUUGGAUUGUUAGAGGAAAGAGUUUAUAGGACCUUGUAAAUUAGUUAUUUUGGGAUACAAAUAUUUGUUGAAACCAAUUUACACGUAUCAAUUAUCUGUGUAUAUGGUUUUUUUCUGUGCUAAAUCUAAUUGUAUUUGAAGUCCACUUGUGCCUCUUGUUGUAGUAUGAAAAUCUAUUCAUCUGGAUGUGAACA
Molecule: messenger RNA, 2826 nt
Organism: Zingiber officinale
Lineage: Eukaryota; Viridiplantae; Streptophyta; Magnoliopsida; Zingiberales; Zingiberaceae
Product: cyclic nucleotide-gated ion channel 17-like
Exons: 7
Coding region: 481-2607 (708 amino acids)
Biological process (GO): potassium ion transport; transmembrane transport
Cellular component (GO): membrane
Molecular function (GO): voltage-gated potassium channel activity
Source: RefSeq, a predicted model, not a curated record